AUGGGAGGAUCAGGUGGGCACCUCAGAGCUGAGGCACCAGUACCCAUCAGACACUUGUGGCUGAAGGACCAGGUGGGGCUUUUGGCAUACGGUGAGGAAACCAUGAAGGAUGCAGGAGGCGAGGCCUUCACCCAGCCUGCCAACUGCUGUGUGGGCUUCCCAUCCAGCAGGAAAAGCCGAGCAUGUCCAUGUGUGUGUGCUACAAAAAUCUGUUUCAUCAUGGAGAGAAACCAUCAAGUGAGAAGCCUGGUAUCUCUUAGUGUGGAAAUGGCCUACAGAACAGAUGUUAAACUUUGCACCUCCGGACACUUAAAUCAUAACAAGCUUUAUAAGCCUUUAGAGAAAAUAAAACAGGGACAAUGGUACUCUGCCAGGAAACAAACUGGUUUCACAACAGAAAAAAAUCAAUUCCCAGCUGAAAAUGAGAAAGCAAGGAAAAUGCAAAGAUCUUCAGAUAACUUUUGUUCCAGCAUCCCCCUGCUUCCAGUACAGGCUGAAUCUUCCUGCCCUAACAGCAGACAUCCACAGUCACCUGUGACUGGUGUUGGUGCCUCAGUAGAUUUUUCUACUCCACUGGAAAUGUUAAAGUUGAAAGCACUUAGAAUAAAGGAGGGAGCCGAUAGACUCCAUAUGUGUCCCAAAAGAGAUCAGUUAGAUGUGUCAGAAAUUAUGGUGUUGAAAAACACACCAGUUAUGAACAGCUGACAAUGUGUUACGGAGCCUGCCAAGGAGGAAUACCAGUUCAUAUCUUCAUACUUGGCUGGUGUAACUAAAACUGAACAGCUUAACAAGUUCCUUCAUUUCCAGAAGGAAUUCAUAGCAAAGCAUGAACCGUUACAGAAUGAUUUCACAUGGAACAAAGUAUCAGAGCAGCAUAAAAGAAAGCUGGCUAAGGAAAGAAAAAGACUCCAGAAAACCUGUGGCUGUUACCCCCUCCAUUUCAAGUGACAACAGUUUGUUGAGGAAGUAUUUGAAGAUAUAUGCAACAACUUUCUGAUAUUUGGUGAUAUUCUGAAGGAAAUUAAGAGUGAGUAUGAGCUGUACAUGAUGAUGCUUCUGGACUCUGUGCUUAUAACACAAUACAAAGCUGUGAAGGUUCAGGUCAAAGGGGUGGAAACAAAGCCUUCAAAGGCUCCAGAAAUCCAGGCACCCAGGAAAGAUGUUCAGGUUCUCAUGAAGAAAGCCAGUACUGCUCUGGAAAGAAACAAAGACUAAGUCUAACAAAUGCUACGGAAGAAUGAAUUGGAAAUGGGGCUACGGAUGAGCCGAACUCCGGAAGAUAAAACAGAAACCUGCAGCAGACAUGAGAGGUAGAGGAUAGCAAGAAAACUGCUUUGUGUUUCUGAACAACUUGAAUCUAUGAGGUGUAAAGUUCUCGAUAAAUGGGAGGAAAUGCAAUAGAGGAAAGAAACAACGGUUUGUGCUUGGACAGUGGAUAUAAUGGAAAACAUUCUUAAAGAAAUAGAGGAUGAAACUAUGAAAAUGAACUCAUCAGACACGUUUCUACAAGGCAAAAUAAAAGAAGUUGAAGGAAAUAUCACAGAAAUUUUAGAUAAACUGAGAAUCAGUCAGGAUAAUCAAAGACACCUUGGAAGCAUGGGAAGAGUCUUAGAUGCCUCACCAAUUCAUUUGUUCGCUGGAAAGCAUCUUCUGCCAAGGCACAAGACCAGUACAGGAACUAGCAUUGCUGGAUUGUGGUCCCACUGGCACAGAAAGAGCAGGACACAGGUACCUACUCCUUACCCCCUUGGAGACACCAGGCAGCUUGGGGCAUCUUCCAAAGCACUUUACAAGGUUCCCUUGGCUCCACAAUCAGCAGAGGAUGAUGUCACUGCUGCAGACCCUGACAGUGGCAGUGUGGAAGCAGAGAUUUUGGGACCUUCUAAUGUUUCCAGUCUACAAGGUGCACUACAUCUACAAGGAUGGCUGGUGUUGGCUGCUCUUCAGCAGCGAUGGCAGAUGAGUUUCUCCUUUGCCUGUUGCCAUAUGUGGAACUUUGACAUGCACAAAGUCCUUGCAGUGGCAUCCAGUGGCGUCUCGCAGCAGCUGGGCAAUGCCCCCCAACAGGGUGUUUGGCUCUGCCUUGCUGGGGCCCUGCUGUACCUUCAGGAGUGUGGUGACAACCUGCCAGCUGGAACACCAGGUAGGAAUCCUAAGCAAGUACUACAAGAUCCUGCUUGCAUUGGAGUAGACAUCCUUGUUGCUGGGAGCAGGAUGUACUCCUUUGCUGGCAUCCCCGUGCUGCUAGAGUUGUAG
Molecule: messenger RNA, 2256 nt
Organism: Calidris pugnax (ruff)
Lineage: Eukaryota; Metazoa; Chordata; Aves; Charadriiformes; Scolopacidae
Product: chromosome unknown open reading frame, human C6orf118
Source: RefSeq, a predicted model, not a curated record